Messenger RNA from Myotis daubentonii (Daubenton's bat), 7393 nucleotides. It is a transcript of the gene RAB11FIP1, whose product is annotated as RAB11 family interacting protein 1. Gene Ontology annotation, cellular component: intracellular membrane-bounded organelle. NCBI's taxonomy places the organism in Eukaryota, Metazoa, Chordata, Mammalia, Chiroptera, Vespertilionidae. Gene Ontology annotation, molecular function: small GTPase binding. The record is from RefSeq and is a predicted model, not a curated record. Gene Ontology annotation, biological process: regulated exocytosis.
GGCGGGGCGGGCUUAGAGGCCGCGGGUCGCGGCGAUCAGCUCAUCCCUCUGCAGAGUGUUCCCCCGCGGUCACCAUGUCCCUGGCGGCUGCGGCGGGCCGGGGCCCGGGGGCCGUGUGGUCCCCAACCCACGUGCAGGUGACGGUGUUGCAGGCGCGGGGCCUGCGGGCCAAGGGUCCCGGGGGCACGAGCGACGCGUACGCCGUGAUCCAGGUGGGCAAGGAGAAGUACGCCACCUCGGUGUCGGAGCGCAGCCUGGGCGCGCCCGUGUGGCGCGAGGAGGCCACCUUCGAGCUGCCGCCGCUGCUGUCCGCCGGGGCCGCGCCCGCGGCCGCCGCCACCCUGCAGCUCACCGUGCUGCACCGCGCGCUGCUCGGCCUCGACAAGUUCCUGGGGCGCGUCGAGGUGGACCUGCGGGAGCUGCACCGGGACCAGGGCCGCAGGAAGACCCAGUGGUACACCUUGAAAUCCAAACCAGGAAAGAAGGAUAAAGAGCGAGGAGAAAUCGAGGUUGACAUCCAAUUUAUGAGAAACAACAUGACUGCUAGCAUGUUUGACCUGUCCGUGAAAGACAAGUCUCGGAAUCCAUUUGGGAAACUGAAGGACAAGAUCAGGGGGAAGAAUAAGGAUAGUGCAUCAGACACCGCUUCAGCCAUCCUCCCCAGCACAUCACCCUCUGUCGACAGCGACGAUGAGUCACCUUCGAAAGACAAGAAAAAGAAGUCAAAGAUCAAGACCUUGUUUUCCAAGUCUAACUUGCAGAAAACACCACUUUCCCAGUCCAUGUCUGUCCUGCCUACUCCAAAGUCAGACAAAGUGCUGCUGCGUCCUGGGGAGUUUCAGUCCCGGUGGGAGGAUGAUGACAACGAGGAUGAGUCCUCCUCUGCCUCAGACAUCAUGUCUCACAAGAGAACAGCAAGCGCAGAUCCCAAGCAACUGAACCAGGUCAACCUCACCCUUCCCAAGAAGGAAGGGCUCUCUUUUCUUGGCGGCCUUCGGUCCAAGAACGACUCGCUCUCCCGCUCUAAUGUCUGUAUCAACGGGAACCAUGUUUAUGUGGAGCAGCCAGAAGGCAAGUCUGAGGCGAAGGACAGCACCUCCUCUUCCCCGUCCCCGCAGGGCUUCAGGAAGAAGCACUUGUUCUCCUCCACGGAAAACCUGUCUCCUCGGUCCUGGAAGGAACCUGGGGACGGGGGUGCCGUGUCUCCUGACAAGUGGCUCUCUGAGCCUUCCACAAAGAACUCUCCGAAAUCCACGACCCUGCCGCCCUCCUGGCCGCCGGUCAGCGGGGACAUUAGGGAAAACACAGCUCCAGCGAAGUUGGAGGCCGUGAAAGAAUCCAAAGAGAGCAAGAAGCAUGAGAACAAGAAGUCCUCUUUGCUGUCUCUGGUGACAGGAAAGAAGGAUGCGGCCAAGGGCAGUGAAGGCGAAAGCCCUGCUUCCACCCCUGGGAAGGAGCAGGAGGGCCCGCUGAGGGAGGACGGGCCGGGGCCUGCUGAGGGUCUUGGGAAGAGAUCUGAGAAGGAUACGAUGGCCGCCUUCUCCGGACGGGGAAAAUCCCUGAACCCCUUUGAAGAAGGGCAGAGCGCAGAACCGGCGGCUGACCCAGAGCCCAAGUCUGAACGGACACCACCUGUUACCUCUGCCAGGGCGCCCCAGACCAAAGCCGUGAAACCUCGACUGGAAGUGUCUCCAGAGGUUCAACCCACAGCCAGGCUUCCUCCUCCCCCUGACUCCCUUCCCUUUUUUCCUGCUCUCCCUUCCAGUCCCGCUCAGACACCUGUCUCUCCUGAGUUGGGGCGUGAGGCAGAGACACAGUCCUCAGAAUCUCCUUCUGUCUUCUCUGCUUUCUCCCCGCCCCUUGCAGCUCCCAUUUCUACAUCCACGCCUAUCACAAGCUGGCCUUCCACCGAGCAGGGCCAGGCUGGUGCUGAGGAACCAUCGGUGCCCCUUGACGCAGAGGUGCAAAAGGAGAGUUUAACACAAGUUCCAAGCGCUGUUUCUUGUGCCCGGGGCUCACUUCCCAAACAGCCACCCACGGUGGUGUGGAAAGGGACGGAGGAGGCUCCAGCGGGGAAGACCAGCGAGACGGACACAGAGAAGGAUACCGGUGGCGAUGACUCAGCACAGUGUGCCCCGAAGGAGGCGGACACAGAGAAGGAUACCAGUGGCGAUGACUCAGCACAGUGUCCCCCGAAGGAGGCGGACACAGAGAAGGAUACCAGUGGCGAUGACUCAGCACAGUGUCCCCCGAAGGAGGCGGACACAGAGAAGGAUACCAGUGGCGAUGACUCAGCACAGUGUCCCCCGAAGGAGGCGGACACAGAGAAGGAUACCAGUGGCGAUGACUCAGCACAGUGUCCCCCGAAGGAGGCGGACACAGAGAAGGAUACCGGUGGCGAUGACUCAGCACAGUGUCCCCCGAAGCAGCCUGAAACGGGGCAGCCAGAAGAACCUCCGAGGUUUCCCCCCAAAAAGCAACAAGACUACCCCCCUUCGUCAGAAGGGGCCCGAGAAGUAACAUUGGCCCUUUCAGCGAGAAGCGGCAGGACGGGAGGCCCGGCUGGGAAGCCUCCAAUGGGGGUAAGGACAGACUUGGAGAGUCGGUCUGGGUUUUUUGAGGAGGACAGAGUGCGGGGUGGGGAAAUGACUGCCACAAUCAAACAGGCGGUACCCCCUCUUCGAAUGGGAGAACCGGUCCUCCCACUUAACUCCGCCGUGCGAAGGCAUGAGGAGAUGGGUCUGAAUGACAGUGAGGGCCCAAGGAAGAUCAAGAAGCACGUGUCAUUUUCUGAGCAGCUGUUUAGGGAAGAGGAGGCGGAGAAGUCCCCUGGGCUGGUCGGAGAGGACGAAAGCCAUCCCCAGGAGCUGGGGCGUGAAGGGGCUGCCGCCGGCGACGUGUGUGACAGAGAGCCUGCUGAGCGUCCCCACGCAGAAGACUCCGAGGGGGAGGCUGUGACUGAGCCCCGGCCGCUGAAUUCCGGUGUGCCAGCUGCCAUGGCCAGUCACCUGCUGCCCCCCUCCCAUGAGGACAGUGACUCAGAAGGCCCAGGGAGUGAAGCCAGCUCGGGGCAAGGCAUGGAGGGAGACGAUACCCUUCUGGCUCAAAAUCAGAGCAAAGCCAGUGAUCACGAAGGCCUGUUGUCUGAUCCCCUGGGUGACCUUCAGUCUGCCUCAGAUGUUAAAUCUCCAGUCACGGCUGAUCUGGACUUAACCCUUCCUUCCAUUCCUGAAGUGACAUCGGACGAUGAAAGAGUGGACGAGGUGGAAGAUGACAGAGAGGCAGCGAAAGUGGCAGCUCUGGGAGGAGGAGCUUCUUCCCCGAGCAGGUCACCUGCCCAUCCUGAGAAGGCGCCGAGUGGCGAGGCAGGUGGGUCGGCAGUGCCCGCAGACAGCCUGCGUGAGCUCAGGUCGGGAGCACCGGGAGCAGCUGUCAGGGCUUCUUCAGAGCACACUACAGCUUCAGGAAUUCUUAAACCAAGUCUCGGCAAGAGCUCACGCUUGGACACCCAGCUGCCAGGCCCUGGCGAUGGCGAGGAGGCAAAAGUGAUGGGAAAUGGGAGGCUAAGGCAGCCUCCUGACCCGGCCCUGGAUUCUCCUCUCUCCAGCCCCUCCUUUUCUGAGCCCUCUCCUGCCACACACUCUUCCCCUAGCUACCCACACUCUGACACUCCCCACACCAGUACAGCAGAAUCUCAAAAAAAAGCAACAGCAGAGGGCCUCCCUGGUAAAGUGGAAAAUUCUGGCAAGAGGAAGCCGCUUCUUCAGGCCUGGGUCUCACCCUCGGAGACACAUCCAGUCUCAGCUGGAACUGGGUCAGCCAAGCACAGACCUCAUCUUGUAAAGCCAAUGAACACGACAGCCACCAAGAUUGCUAACUCCAGCUUGGGAACUGCCACUAUCAUCAGCGAGAACUUGAUCAACGAAGCUAUUAUGAAGAAAUACACUCCCUCGGACCCUGCUUUUGCUUAUGCACAGCUCACCCAUGAUGAGCUGAUCCAGCUGGUCCUCAAACAGAAGGAAACAAUAAACAAGAAGGAGUUCCAGGUUCGCGAGCUGGAGGACUACAUCGACAACCUGCUCGUCAGGGUCAUGGAAGAAACCCCCAACAUCCUCCGCGUUCCGGCUCAGGUCGGCAAGAAGGCAGGGAAGAUGUGAAUGGCCAGCCUCUGACACUGAGACUUUUUUGUGAGUUUCUUUCCACUUCUCCUGAGGUCAAGGACUCCAUGUGCCUAAGGCUCCAAGUCGCCACCUAUCUCCCUUGCAUGUUAUCUGGCAAGAGUCAGUUCUGCCAGUUGAAGCCAGGUUACUUAUUACAAUGAGUCCUUUACUGUACGUUCCCAGGGUUUUAUUUUUAAAUGCCACUGUGCCUUAUGUUGUGAAUAUUUUAUGCCUUGAAAAACAUGGUCAUAAGAUCUGAUCCUGGCCCAGAGAGUCAAGUGGCUCCAGGGGUAUUAAUGUAUUUUAACACCGGGGUUUCCUUUCUUUGAUACUGAGAUUCUAAAAUACGUAUCCCCCAGCCAUUAACGCUUGGGGUGAAAUGAGAAGGUGCUGCGUUACACAUACUUUCUUGGCUUUUGAGUAGCUCAGGUGUGUCUGUUCGGCUGCAGAGGUUAAAUUUUGAUACCACAUCAACCUCCUGCGCUUCUUAGACGUGGUCCGCUUUGACCAGAGCAGAGGAGCUUAGGGAAACCCCUGAGUGUGCCUUUCGGAUUUGUAACAAGUUGCCUUUUUUUUAACACACUUCCGUUACUCUCUAGCCUUAAAAUGUGCUCUUGAGAAGUAGAACAGGGGACUGGGAGAGUCACUUGGCACUCACUCAGGGGGAGCUGGUGCAAGUCCCUCCUCCCAUAAUAGCAGGGUUCCUGCUGGCUGGAUUGGCCUAGUCAGGGCCUUGUAAGGGAGUGGGUGACCCAGGCUUCCUAAAACAGUUCCUCCAGGUAUGGGAUGGUUUUAGUAGGAUUCCUGUGGCCUUUCCUCCUGUGCCUCAGCUCCCUGCUUUCCCUGGCCAUUCUUCCUGGCAUUUGCCCCGUUGUUAUAAAAUGGUAAAGAGCAAGAAAAUGAUACUUAUUUUGGAGUUGCUUAUUUUUAAAACUAGAUUAACACACAUAUUUUUAAACAUUAGGACACUUGGCUGGUAUUAUUAAUCUUUUUCUGUUGUUGUUGUUAAUCCUCACCUGAGGAUAUUUUUCCAUUGAUUUUUUUUUUUUAGACCGAGAGUGGAAGGGGGUGGGAGAGAGAGAGGGAAAAGGGGAAGGGGAGGAGAGAGAGAGAGAGAGAGAGAGAGAGAGAGAGAGAGAGAGAGAGAGAGAGAGAAGAGAAACAUCGAUGUGAGAGAGAUACAUGGAUUGGUUGCCUCCUGCACACACCCCGACCAGGGCAGGGAAACCUGCAACUGAGGUACGUGCCCUUGACUGGAAUCGAACCUGGGACCCUUCAGUCUUCAGGCUGUUGCUCUAGCCACUGAGCCAAACCAGCUAGGGCUCUUAAUCUUAAUGAAUAGUAUCAGUUCAAAUUCUUCCGGUAAUAUCACUGUUAGUAACCUAAUACUGCAAUUAGAAUGUUUCGUAUUACUCAUAUUUUCCUCCUGGUUGUGACGGAAUCUCACCAAUCUUGAUCUCUCUCCUGGGGGAGGAGUAUCACCGGCCAGUGGGGUGGGCAGGGAUGGCAGUUCUAGCCGGUAUUAAAUUGGGAAUCUCUUCUUCGCAUGUUCUUGUUAUAUUGAGGUUAAGAGGCAAGAUUGCUGGCAGCAGAAUUCCUUUCGGAAUCAUGUCUGCUGCAACCUUAGUUAUAUUGGAGCACUUUAAUCUGAAGGAUGAUACUGUAACUUGAUUUAUCUGAUUAGUUUUUAACUACCUAUAGCUAUUGUAUUUAAUACUCUCCUACAGUACUGGGGACCACUGUAAACUUCUCAGAUGCCUUGUAUUUUUGUAGUGCUAUGACAUUUAUGUACAUACCUACAAAGAGAACUGUAUAUCCACUUAACUCUGAAAAUGUACAUGUAUAUAUUUGUUCCACGACAUGUUUUUUACUUGAUAUAAAUGUGUUUUGACUGUGAUAACCCAAGUGCCUCGGGGGGCAGGUGAGUUCUGAAUGGUUUCUCUUCUGAAGGGCUGGUGUGGAGACCUGCACUGUUCAGGAGGGGUUGGUUUGGAGGUUGCUGCAAGGACCUUGGUAUGUAUCUUGGUCGGUGUUUGAGAGGGGCACUGGGUGGAGGAGUGAAUUCCUGUGCUCUGAUAUGCCACUUGGGAACUCUGGAGAAUGAAGGACAAUUUACUUCAAGGGUGUCUGGUUUCUACCACUGCUGGGGGAAAAAUUCAAUUGUUAGCAUUCCUGUCCCUCUCCAAAGUAGAUAGCCUGAAGGUCACUCUUUAAUGACUGUCCUUGAGGACUCUACUUGGAGGGAGAAUUUAUCUAAGAAAAGCUUUAACCUGCUCUGAGCCAUAGCAGGGCAGUGGUGAGUUGGAGCGCUGGACUCCGAUACCUGGCACAUGUCUGAAGGCCUGUGCCCAUCUCUACAGGACUGGGACCUGCCUCUAGCUGCUGUGAAUGCUACCCUACCUGACAGGCCCCGGGAGGAGGCUGUACUCUGGAGCAGCAGGGGCAGCUGCCUUCUUGGCCUUGCCUAGUUGCCUCCGGAAAGAACAGUCAGUACUUUAGGGAAGCAUCUGAUUAAAAGCAAACACCUUGCAAUGAAUUUCAGCUGGAGGUCAACUCCAUGAAUAAGAUGUCAACUCUUUGCUUGGUUGUUUCAUAUCAUCUCAUUCCUUGGACUUUGACAGGUGUCCUGCCCUUCCCUUUUAUCCCUGCGUGUUAACCUCAUCAGGGUAGCAGACUGGAGAAGCAAGAAAGUGUGCCCUUUGCCAUGUGGAACAGCUGUUGACCCGAGUGGAAGGGUGUGUGCACAUAUGCAUGAACCAAUGCGAUACAUGUGUGUGGUUCCAGCUUUGCUAACAGCGGGAGCUCAAAAGGGCAUCAAGGGAGGAAGGUCCAUGACACUCAGCCACAUACUGUAUUGAAGGCCAGAGGCUAUUUAAUGUUAAAUUGUGCAGGAUCUUUCCUCACUGGGUCCCUCUCCCAGUUGACUCUUUUUUCUUUUUUUAGAACUACAAAUAAAUAAUCGCUCAAGGCUGAAAGAUUAAUUGUCUUAGGUGGAGAACAUAAUCUCCUAGUAUCCAUGCCAACCUCAACCCUGCGGUUUCUCGGUAUCUGUUAUGUGAGCUACAAACCUGACCUCUUCCUCCCUCCGACUCUUGAAGGAUCGUCCAGUGUUUUUGGAUUAUAGAGUUAUUUCCUGCUUUGUUACUUUGGGAAUUUUGAAUCUUCUGAUUUUGUUUGUAAGAAGUAACCUAAAAUGUCCUACAACACUAAAUAAAAUGGUACUACCUGUUAAA